This is a messenger RNA of Fonsecaea pedrosoi CBS 271.37, 4908 nucleotides long. RefSeq lists its product as uncharacterized. Gene Ontology annotation, molecular function: zinc ion binding. Lineage: Eukaryota; Fungi; Ascomycota; Eurotiomycetes; Chaetothyriales; Herpotrichiellaceae. Gene Ontology annotation, cellular component: endoplasmic reticulum membrane. The transcript has a single exon. The record is from RefSeq and is a predicted model, not a curated record. The coding region runs from base 1 to 4908 and encodes 1635 amino acids.
AUGCCGCUCGAUCCUUUCGAAGAGAGACAUCCCAACCCCCUGCCUCGUAUCGCCACUCGCAGGACCUCUGUCGGGACAACGGGCCAUGAAGAAGGACAGGACUACUGUCGUAUUUGCCGGGGCGAAGGCACCAGCACACAACCUCUAUACUAUCCGUGCAAAUGCUCUGGCAGCAUCAAAUUCGUCCACCAAGAAUGCCUGAUGGAGUGGCUCUCGCAUUCCCAAAAGAAAUACUGCGAGUUGUGCAAGACUUCUUUUCGAUUCACCAAACUCUAUGACCGGUCCAUGCCCGCCACCUUGCCGUUUCCACUCUUUCUGCGCCAACUGGCUCGUCAUGGGGCGACCGAGUUUGCUCGCUGGUCCCGGUACUUGCUGGUGAGCAUCAUCUGGACCUGCUGUUUGCCUUGGUGCAUUCGGCAGAUAUGGAGAGGCUUGUUCUGGCUUGCAGAUGGGGAUUGGGUGGAUGAGUCCAACAUACAAGCCAUGUCCGACCGUUCGUCGAAUACAAACGGCACGGAUGCCAGCCCUGGAGCCUCACUUGCCGCCUCCCUGAACUUCACUGUUCCUGAACAACUUGAGAAGAUAAAACUGGUGUUUCCUCCGAUGCAGAUUUCUUUGGCUGACAUUGCGCGGCUGUUUUCUGGUCAAAGCGUGUUUGGCAAAAUACUUCGCUUCAUUCUCUCCAUCUUCACCCUACGUUUGAGACAAACCGAUACCCCUGGACAAGACCAGAUUUCCGUCGGGGAAAUUUCUCCAACAACCAGGAGGCAUCCGUCACUGUUAUCCGAUGUUCAAUUUAUAUCGUCAUGGUCCAGUUCUCCUUUGGCUAACCAUAUCACGGUCGACGUGAUCGAAGGCCAGCUGAUCUGUGUCUUGCUGGUUGCGGCAUUCAUCCUCGUCUUUUUGAUUCGAGAAUGGGUCAUCAAUCAACAGCCGAUCCUGAACAUGCCCGACCCGGAUGAAAAUGCUCAGGCUGACGACGCGAGACCACAUCUGCCUGCUCAUCUACCGCGUGUCCCCCGUGCUGGAGAUAAUGUCGCAGACGAAAUAGCUGCCAUGGAGGAUCUGGCAGCACAGUUACCUCCUGAUCAGGUAGCUCCGCCUAGACCACCUCCUAACCAACACCGCGUUCCUCGUUUCGGCAAUAACAUCGCGGAUGAGAUAGCAGCCCUAGAGCGACUUGCAGCUGAAGCGCCUCGAGGGGAAACGACACCGCCAACACUAUCCCCACGUCAUGCUCUUACGGACGAUGAUGUGUCUAGUGGAACUGGACCUGAAUUUGAAAGACCAAUUAUCAGGACUAGGUCGCAGAGCUCAUCAGCUAUUGCCGGCACUGCUCAGGAGCAGCCUCGUCGCUGGCGAAAUCCAAGGGGGAACGAUGUGGAUACAAAUGAACCUUGGAAUCAACUAUUUAGAAGACACAGCGCUGACGACACCGAAGCUAAUCACUAUCUUCCGUUAGUAACUCCAAGUCCUCCUCUCGUCGAUGCGGACGGUGGCGAGGACUCUCCCAUCCGUAUGGGGCGCUACUGGUAUCCUGAAGAUACUUCGGAGAUCUCCGAAUCUGAAGGACUGCAGUACUCAGAGUAUCGGCCAUUCAGACAAGAAGAAUUGGAACCAGCAGAGACUUCUGGCCGGAGAGUGUCGUUUGCAGAGGUGUCAGAUGUGGGUGACGAUGCACCGAAUGGACUAUCGUCCUCGAGCAUUGAUCAACAUGAGUCUGAUUCAGAUGCACCCGCCAUACCCACACCCGAUUCGAAUGAUGCGGAACAACUUCUGCCGCCAGGGGCUAACGCAUUUGAUGGUGAAGGCCAGGAAGUCCCAUUCAACAUUGCAGAUGAUGUUCAGGCUGAGGAAGUUCCCAUAUCUGGUGACGAAAAUCCGCCUGAGGAUACCCCGUUAUGGGGAAAGAUAUCACAUUGGCUCUGGCACACGGAUUUUGAGGCCGACGAACAGCCUCGUGCAGAGCCUGGCGAUGCCCCACGCGAAGAGGACCAGGACGAGGAACGCAUUGUGGAAGAUGUCGAUGCAGAAGCUCCAUUUGUUCCAAUCCAAAACCGAGAUGCCGGACCUGCCCAAGCGCUUCCUAUUGCCAUCGAGGCACAACCUGCUGGACCUGCAGAAGCCAGGGAGCCUAACAUGCUCUUUGGAGUCGAUCUCAAUGAGGCCAAUCAAGACGACGCAGAAGAUCUUGAUGGCAUCCUGGAACUUCUUGGCAUGGAAGGACCGAUUUUUGGCAUGGUUCAGAAUGUCAUCUUCUCCCUGUUCCUCAUCACGGUGACCUUGGCGGCUAGUGUCUGGUGUCCUUAUAUAUGGGGCAAGAUUGCACUGUUGUUUCUCUCAAGUCCUACCAGCAUGUUGGUGAAGGCGCCACUAUUCGUGCUAUCACGAACGGCGGAUAUUGUGGUUGAUAUCAUUUUCUUCGUGGUCGGCCUGACCGGCUUUCUCCUGAACCAGCCUAUAAAAAUCAUGCAAACUAUGAUGUCUCUAGCCAUGCCACGACUCGGCGGCAUCCUCGACACCACCACAUUGGAAGGCUUCAGCCUUGAUCUGAGUCAGAAGAGCGGCCUGCGCUUGGAAAAAACUCUCUCCGCUGCGGUUCUUAGCCUCAAGCCCGACUUGCCGACGUUUUCGAUGCAGUCACACCAAGCACUCAUCUCUUUCAAGACCGGCCUACAUACAGCAGUCCAGUGGAUCGCUUUUACGCUCGCCCAGGGUCAAACAAUGUUGACUAGGAACAGCCAGAGUUCGGAUACCAUGUUGACCUCUUUCUGGUAUGCCUUGAGAUCUAUUCCUACUCAACUUGCGAAGAUCCCUCAGCUCUGUGAAUAUGCGAUGAACUAUCUGCGUUCCCUGUCCACGGAUCUGGGCUCGCCACCCUCUGGCAACGGAGAUGGGAUGAAUCCUUCUUUGGCUGAAUGGGGCACAGAAGACCGAAUCCUCACAAUUUUGCUUGGUUAUGCGUUUUUCGCCAUUGCUGGAAUCGUCUUCCUGGAGAUUGCUCAUCUCAUCCUUGGCUUGAAAGAAGGCGAGAGGGUCGAGGGCUAUUUUGCGGACUCGCUACGACAAGCAGGUGGAGUGAUGAAAGUCAUUGUCAUCAUCGGUAUCGAAAUGCUGGUCUUUCCUUUGUACUGUGGACUGCUCCUGGAUCUGGCGCUUCUUCCUCUGUUUGCCGAUGCCACUGUUGCUAGUCGCAUUGCCUUCCUGAUGCGCACCCCUUUGACCGGAAUAUUCAUUCACUGGUUCAUCGGAACCUGUUAUAUGUUUCAUUUCGCCCUCUUUGUAUCAAUAUGCCGGAAAAUUAUGCGAAAAGGAGUCCUGUAUUUUAUUCGAGAUCCUGACGAUCCAACGUUUCACCCGGUGCGCGAUGUUCUAGAGCGACCAGUCCCUGCACAACUGGGCAAAAUUGCAUUCUCGGCGUUGGUCUAUGGUGGCCUGGUUAUUGUGUGUCUUGGGGGCGUGGUAUGGUCGAUAGAUUGGUUUGGCGUCGUUCUCCCGAUUCAAUGGUCGACUCCGGAACCCAGGCUGUCGUUCCCGGUCGACAUCAUCUUUUACAAUUUUCUACUUCCAUUUGUUUUGCGCCGGGCCGAGCCAUCGAAAAAGAUCUCCGCAAUGUAUCAGUGGUGGUUUCGGGGAUGUGCCAGGUGGUUGAGAUUGACCAACUUUCUUUUCGGGGAGGAACGCAAAGAAGAAACCUUCAGCCACCCGAACCGUUUUCCGUGGAACCUAUUCACCAAAGAUACGGCGGCAGAACCGAAACGUGACGGACGCUAUGUUCGAGCACCUGCAUCCGACUCUGUGCGCAUCGCCAAGGGCCGACAAGUCUUUCUUGAAGUGACAGAAGACAAUGAGAGGGUGGAUGGUGCGCCAGAGUUAUUCUUCGCCCCUCAUGGCAAGAAAAACCCUCAAUUCACCAAGGUCUAUCUUCCUCCGAACUUCCAAGCUCGAAUUACAUCGUUUGUGAUCCUGUUGUGGUUCUUCGCCGCCUUGACUGGUUCCGCGUUCACUGUGGGACCUCUCAUUGUCGGUCGCAAACUGACUCGAGUCCUCUCGCAAUCUACUCAACCACCAAAUGAUCUAUAUGCUUUCACCGUUGGUAUUCACAUUUUCGCAGCGGUCGGGUAUGCAAUCGCCUACGCCGGACCGGCUCGAACUUACCUGCAAAAGAAAUUCAAAUGGUCCGGAAAGCAGUUUCUCGCUUCGGUGCUGCAUGUCCUUGGCCUGACAUACCUUGGGAUAUUCACCACCCUCAUUCUUCCGUUCGUCGUCUCUCUGGUGGUAGAGCUAUACAUUCACAUUCCGAUCUUUGACCUGCUCGAAGUCCUCAGUCAUCAAAAGCUCAACCGCGACUCUUCACCACCCUCGUCUUCGGCCCCGACGGUUUCGGCUGGACCAGCUACCACCAAGCCUUUCCCACCAGCCACGAUAUUCAUCCUCCAAUCAUGGACUAUCGGCCUCGUUUUCCUACGCCUGAUCUUCCGCAUCCUGGCUCACGUCCUCCCACCUACUGUGCGGCCGGCCAGAGCUCUUCGCGGGAUCAUUCGCAACGGCAUUUUCCACGCCGACAUCCCUCUCGCGUCCCGCGCCUUCGUUCUCCCAGCUACGAUCAUCUGUAUCACACUCCUUAUUGCACCUCUUACUUGCAUGAGGGCCAUCAUCGGCAUCUUCCACAUUUCCGAUCGAGGAAGGCAAAUUCGGAUGUACCGUUUUGCGUAUCCGCUUUUCUUGUGCUUGAUGGUCAAUUAUGUAGGAUUGCUAUACAUAAGGAGAAAACUUGAGAGCUGGAGGAUCAAGAUCAGGGACGAAGUGUACUUGAUCGGUGAGAGGUUACAUAAUUUUCAUGAACCAAAGCCAAGGUGGAGGAGUGAGGCUUUGUCAAAAGGGAAAGGCAAGGAGAUAGCUUUGUGA